Molecule: messenger RNA, 1363 nt
Organism: Vicia villosa (hairy vetch)
Lineage: Eukaryota; Viridiplantae; Streptophyta; Magnoliopsida; Fabales; Fabaceae
Exons: 2
Coding region: 122-1165 (347 amino acids)
Biological process (GO): male meiosis II
Source: RefSeq, a predicted model, not a curated record
CGUUUCUUCUCCUUCAACUUCGUUCUUCCGAACUAGAUUGAAUUCUAAAACAAUAUUUCUUCCAUCUUUACAAAAAAAGCCAACCCACUUUACACAAAAUCAUUGGUAAUUGGUAGCAAUAAUGAGGUGCUUUUUACCUUGUUUUUCAGCUUCCAAAUCCAAACGCCAAAACCACUUUUCUGCUAAACCUGCCGUCAAUGCUAAUGAUAUAAUCCAACAAAAUCCUGUCCUUGAAGAAUCCAUCCACUGGAUAUCAUCAGAAUCAAAGGAAAAAGCAACAAACACCAAAGAAAACAAUGAAGAACAAGAAUGUUCAGAUUCACUAUUUUCUGUUUCUAUUGGUCGUGGAAAAUCAGUUUCAACAGAACAAAAUGCUUCUGAGACUGAAGUUAACAGUACUCCAAUGAAACUCCAUCCUGCAAAAGAGGUAUCUGGGUCAACCCCGAUUGUUCCGGUUAAGGAUCCGGAACCAAAACAAAACUCCAAAGGAAAAGAUAGAAGGGUGAAUCAAUCUCUGUUGGAGUAUAGAUAUCGAGAUUGUUACGAUGAUGAUGAUGGAUAUGAUGAUAUUAACCUUGAUGAUGAUGAUGAUGAUUCUCACGGUGAGAAAACAGAAAAAGGGUCUUCAGAAUCUUCUUUGUUUUCUAUAUCCACUGAUUUUAGUAAUAGAAAAAGAAUCUCAUUUUCAUCAACUGAAAAACUUGAUAAUGAAGUUACUAGUAAAAUGGUGGCACUCAAAGAAGAUGAUGAUGAAGUUUUGUCAGUGCUGAAUCCAAUUGAGAAUGUUAGUCAAGGGAAGGUGAAAGAGGUGAAAGCAAAAUUGUUGAAUCCUAUAAAGAAAGACAAAGAAAACAUCAAUAGGAGUGAAGAAAAGACUAGUUUGAAGGUGUCAUUAUCAUCAAAGAGAAAGAUGAAGGAAGAAAUUGGAGUAGAUACUAGCCUCUCGGAUUGGUUGGUUGAAUCAGAAAAUAAAGAUGAUAUAGGAAAAAGAGUUGAUGUUGAGGAUAGGCUAAUUCUAAGAGCAUUGACAGUUGAAGAAAUAAGGAAGUGUAGUUCUGUCUCUAAAACAUCCAACAAAUGUGUAAAGGAUGGGAAUCAAGAUUUGAGUUCAACAACAAUAAAGACCAGACUAGAACCAGCAUUUGAAGCCAGUGUUGAAAACUGAGAUACUUUAUUUUUAUUUUUAGUCCAGUUGUCUGAUCAUCUGGUGCAUAGAUGAUUGCAAUUUCCUGGUUUUGUGUGGUGCAAAUACCCUGUAAUUAAGAAUCUGGUUUUUCUAUUUGUUUUAUGUUGAUUUUGUAUUUGCAAUAAUUCGCCAAUAAAUAGGCGUGUUUAGGAUAUUUAGGAUGUGAUUCUAAUAAAG